AUGGCUCCUACUGUGACCAUUGAAGACCUCCGCGCUGAGAUCAGUGGCCUCCCCAAGGUUGAAAACAAGCCGAUGGAUUGGAAGAUGGCCUUGGCCAUAGGGCUGCCUACGUUCUUUGGCGUUAUCGAUAUCCUCGGUGUUGUCGUAUGGUCCGUCUGGCACAAAAUGCCACGCGAUCAUCCUGUCAAUGCCAUACUGUGGAUGUACCAUCGACAGAUGAAGCAGUAUGGCAAAGACAUGAAGAAGUACGAAAAGGAGAAGCGGAGACUAGAAAAGAAGAGAAAAUGGAGUUGGCCUUGGGGGAUCAAGAACUAUGUCCUUGGGGAGAUCUUGUUUUGGAUCAAUGCAGGUGCUGACAUCGUCCAUCCAGCGUCCAUGGAGCUAGAGGAGAUGGGAUCUAGUGACAUGCAGCCCACAAGCUCUCUGGAGUACCUGGAGCCCGUCCACCCCCCGACUGCCCAUACUACACGAUGA
Molecule: messenger RNA, 474 nt
Organism: Penicillium cataractarum
Lineage: Eukaryota; Fungi; Ascomycota; Eurotiomycetes; Eurotiales; Aspergillaceae
Exons: 3
Coding region: 1-474 (157 amino acids)
Source: RefSeq, a predicted model, not a curated record